AUGUUCAUAUCUUCAAAAGCAGGACUGGUUCAAUUCGUUCUUAUUGUGAUCGGAGUGAUGGUCGUAUUUAGUGGGGAAGGUUGCUUAUGCAGCAAUCCAGCGCAAGGGAAAAAGAAGAAGGGACGCGGAGUAGGGUCAUUGGUAGAUAAAGUACUGGAUAAAGCAGUGGCUAAGGUGGUGGAGAGAGUAGAGGAGAGAGUAGAGAAGAAAGCAGUAGCUAAAGUGACAAAGAAGGUGACAAAAGAGAUAGUACGCAAAGGGGGUGGCGGUUUGAUGGAGCGUGUGAUGGGUAGGUUUCGAAAGAGUUAA
Nematocida homosporus is the source of this 309-nucleotide messenger RNA. RefSeq lists its product as uncharacterized. The coding region runs from base 1 to 309 and encodes 102 amino acids. The transcript has a single exon. NCBI's taxonomy places the organism in Eukaryota, Fungi, Microsporidia. The record is from RefSeq and is a predicted model, not a curated record.